CGAGGCCCACUCUGGGCCCAUCAUCUUGUGUGUGGGCUGCGCGUGCAUUGUGUUGAGAAGAGGUUGCUUGGUGCAGGAGUGAGAAGAUGGGAUUUGGAAUGGGAUGUGGGCAGAAGAGUGCUCAGGCCUAGCUCUUUGUUCCAGCUCUGGGACUCUGACAGUGUGCCAGUGGCUUACGACCUCAGUUCCCCAUGCCAGACAGUCUGAUUCUCGGGGCCCUGUCAGAGUCGAUGAGAUCAUAGAGGUGAAGGGACUCACAGUGUGUUUGUGUAUAAUUAUUUAUUUGUUCCAUAAAUACUCAGGGCCUGCCUGGCCAGCGGUGGGAACAGCAGGGAAGUCGCUGGCCAGGUAUCCCUCGUGGGCCUUAGAUGUGAGGCAGCAGCAAGCUUGGCUUUUAGCCUCUUACACUGGAAACAGAGGCAGUAUUGGACAUUCUGAGUUAGGGCAGGCUGGCCGUGUCCAGGAUGUGUUCCUGAGGGCCUUCCAUGGUAUCUGUGAGGCGACGUGUGUGUGUGUGUCGAAGCCUACAGGGGCGGAGGAGGGAGUGCUUUGAGGCAUGUGAGGCCAGGCCAAUGUAACGAUGAGGUCAGAGUGCAGUUUAGAAAAUAUGCCAAACACAGCCUCGUGCUGGGGAAAACCAUGCCAGCUUGGUGUGACUUCUUUGGUCCUUUGUGGCUGUGAAAUGAGUUGCCGGAACCACUUUCCUGUCUUAAGCUCUGUGAUCCACGCAUCACCCAGGCAUUUCUGGCUAGGGUGGACUUUGUUCUGAAAGCUCUCGGCCGUGCAAUAAAUGUGUUUACAUCAGUGGCUGGGUUGCUAUGGGCUCCUGGUCUGGGCCAGGUCAGGAUUCCCCUGCAAUGACCAAACAUGUGAGCAAAACAGUCAGCUGUCCGUGAUGACUCCUAGAUGGGCAAACGUUCACACUGAGAACCUAGAAAGAUCAGUGGCCGUGUAACAUGGGGAAGCGGAUCGCUGUCUUCUCAGGAAAAACAGACUAUCCAACAGAGAAGGUCUCUUUGGGGUAACAGGCUCACCCACUCUGGCCAGCCACACUCUCUCAGCCCCGGACCUGGAUCUGGAACAGUGUUUCUAGAACAUUCCAGAGAAGGAGCAGGCAGAGGGGCCGAGGGAGAGUCGAGCUGAGUUCAGUCAGUCGAGGCCAUCUGGAAAGAGUUGCCAGGAGGUGAUCAUGGGAUUGAAGGCCAGGACACCUUGGGCAGGAGGCUGGCAAAUAAGAAGUCAUGGGCUUGAGGUCAGGAGGUCGUGGGGACCCUGGGGUGGUCCUUCACUGGGAAACUUCACUGGGAAGCGUUGUGGCACCGCGUGGGUGUGGUGAAGUAGCAUAGCAGCAGGAAGAGGCUGAGCUCAUCUCCACACUGGGGGAAACUGUUUCCAUAGCAACUGCCCCUUUUUAAAGAUGGCGGCUGCUCCUUUCUUUCAUCUGGGUGGGAGUGCUCCUACUUGCGGUGGGAUGGACCCCUGAGGCAAGCCACCUCAGGGAAGAAGAGGGGCCUGAGCUGACCUAUGAUUGAUGGCUUCCAUGAUUUGGUGGAACAGCUAUCCUGGCUAAGAGAAGCCCCGACCUGUUUGUCAAUAUUUCUGGCUCAGCUUCCUUUGAGCUAAUUUAUAUAGUCAGGUAGUUCAUUGGUCUGAAUCUGCCUUCUCUUAAGCCCGCAUGCCCUCUGAGCCCCAGCUUUAUCAGUUUAAACACCAGAACGUUCUGUUUUAGAUGUACGUGGCAUCUUACUCAUGACUGUAUCCCAGAGGCAUCACUAGUGAGUGUGGGCAAAGUCAAACAUUUUCCUCAUUUUUUUUCUCCUCCUUAUCCCACCCAGAGCUGUAUUUUGGAAACACAAAAAUAAGGCAUCUUACUCUGGGGCUCUCAGGAACAUGAGCCAGUUUCUACGUGAGGUGCAGUCAGUAUUGUGGGUCUCUGCACGACCGUAUGUUCCCGCUAAGGAACGUUAGCCAGCGCUGCUUUCUAGACUGCCCACCUCCUCCCCUGGCCCAAGGACAUCCUCACUUCCUUCAGGAUGGUCCAUGUGUGACACCAGCAGUGGUGUGGGUCUUGAUGGCCCGGAUGAUGGUGACCUGCUGUGGGGUCCAGGUCUCCCACCCCAGACAGAGGCUUGAGGGAGAGAAGGUGUCACCUGCUGUCACCUUCAAAUCUCCCUGUGCUCACCACAGCAGUUUUCCACGGUUUACUGUCCUUUCGUGUUCUUUGCACAGAUCCCACGCAGGGAAUUGUAAAUCUAGAUGUUUUGUUUGAAGUGUAUUACAUUUUAAUUAAUUUAGUGUGGUGUGUAUGUGUGUGGACUCAUGCCGUGGCACUAGAUGAAACUCAGAGGACAGCUUUUCAGAGUCAGAGCUCUUCUUCUACCACAGGAGUCCCAGGGAUUGAACUUGGGUCGGCAGGCUUGGCAGCAAGCACCUUCACCCCAGAGCCAUCUCACCAGCCCAAUUUCAGAUUCCUAUUUUUGCCUCUGUGCCAGACCUAUCAGAAUAUAUUUAAGAUAAUUUAACUGGUUAGUAAAGGCAAGGGAUGUGAUGAAUACAUACUUUAUCGUGUGUGUGUGUGUGUGUGUGUGUGUGUGUGUGUGUGUGUGUGUAUGUGAGAUCUGCCAUACAUGUGACUGUGGAUAUGUGUGUAUCUGCCAUGUGGGGGUGCCUGUGGAGGCAGAAGAGGACAUCAGAUCCCUAGGAGCUGGAGUUGUGAGCUGUCUGAGGUGGGUGCUGGGAACAGAGCUUGGGUCCUCUGGAAGAGCAGUACACUCUUUCAACUGCUGAGCCAUCAUGCCAGCUCACGGCAUUAUAUAUAUUAUGUCAUACACACACACACACACACACACACACACACACACACAUAUAUAUUCCAGGCACCCACAUCAGACAACUCACAACAGCCUAUAACUCCAGCUCCAGGGGGUUCAACACCCUCUUCUGGACUCUGGACACAUGUACUCACAUCCACAGACAGACACAUAUACCCAAAUUUUCUGGGCAUGGUAACCUACUCUUAGUUCUAGCACUUGGGAGGAUCCCUGAGUUCGAGGCCAGCCUGGUCUACAUAUUGAGUUCCAAGACAGCCAGGGCUACACAGAGGCCCUUGUCUUGCAAAAGUAAACAAAAUAAAUGAUAGAAAGGGGGGAAGGGGCGUACAGGAGACCACGCAGGGGCGUGGCCCAUGUUCAAGGCGUGUUCAAGGACCUGGGUUCCAGCCCCGGUGUUGAAAACAUAAAUACCACAUGUAGGAAAGAGCACAGAUCAUAACACAGCUUGCCUGCCCUGAGAAUGAAAUGGGCCAGGUCGGGCAUGACCGUACACCUCAGGAGACUGAGGCGUGACCGAGAGAUCGAGGCCAGCCUGGGCUACGGUUAUGAGAACUCGUCUCUAAAGCAACAAUGGAGUAAAGGAAGAAAGGAGGGAGGGAGGGAACAGCACCCAGAACCCCCUCUUCCCUCACCCCCUCCACACCCACCCCUGCUUCUUGCUCCUCUCACAGCAGUAACAGCUUAGGUAGUCCCGGCUGUUCCGGAGCCUUCCAUGUAAAGGAGACUUGGGUGCUCAGGGCCUCUGUGUUUGGGUUUUCUCUGCCGUCCUGGCCUUUGAUUUCGCAAGGAGGAAUGUGAGGGUCCUGCUUCUGCGGGGACAAAGGUCUCCUGACAAACCCGAAGUCACCUGGGGAGAGGGGUGAUGAAGACAGGUCUGUGUCCCUCUGGCCACUCUGGUGGUGCCGCAGACCGGCUGGAGAAUCUGAUUCCAUUUCCUUCUCUGGAAAAUGGGGGUCGGGACCCCCUUCCCUGUGGGGUUGUGGAGGACUUUAAACAGGACAGCAGCUUUGGAAAGCAUCACCAGGAGAGGGUGACAUCAUGGCGACGUGUGUGUGUGUGUGUGUGUGUGUGUGUGUGUGUGUGUAUGAGUGCAGGAGGCAUGGGUAACUCUUUGACUGAAGGAGCUCUUUGUUUUGGUUGUAGCCCAGUGGAGACCCCGAGGGGCCCAAGGAAGCCUCCCGCAGACAAGAGAGCCCAAUCCUUGGACCGGCAAGUUCCCAAGAAGGACCCUGAGACCUCGAACUCUAAGUACCCCUCCGGGCCCACUUACAGGAAGGCGCUUCGUCGGACGGCCAGCGAUGGGGCCAGAGCUUCUGGGAGCCCAUGUCACUUUGCAGAGGCCCAGGGAGCUGUGGCCCCAGCCCUCCCUCUGGGAGAGGAGAGUGAAUUUCUCCCCUGUGAGCAGGGACCCCCACAAGACACCAAGAAAGAGAAGCCCCCGAAGCAAGCCCAGCAGAGCUGGAUGAGUGUGUUGCUGAACAUCUUACUCCUGAGGGUUGGUCUGGAGGAGCCCAGGGAAAAAGCCAGCAGGAAGUCAAAGGGGAAAGGGGAGGCGAGCAACUUCCCAGAGGCAGCCGAGGAGCCGGGCCUCAGGAAGAAAUCUCCAGAGAAGAAGACGGGUCGCAAGAAACAUAGUCACCGGAAGCCUGCUGCUGAGGAGCCCACAGGGCCCCGGAACUCAGAGGCAGAAGGCCAAGGGGACGUACUGUCCAGCUUGGCUGCCUCACACACCGAGGAGGCGGACCUGGGGCUGAUCCGCAGGGGGAGACCAGAUUCUGAAGUCCCCCAGGCCUUGCCCACUGAGGGAGGCCGUGCUGAAUCCUCAGAGAAUUCUGCCCAAGCUGCAGGUCCCCCGUCAGAAGAGGAGCCCCAAAAGCCUGACCAGGAUGAGCUCAUCUGGAAGAUAGUGGAAUUGCUCAAGGAAGCAGGGGACCGUUUGGAGGAAGAGGUGAGGCGCCAGCACCAGAGAACACCUGCUGGGCUGCUGCAGCUCCGGCAGGCGCAAGUCCCUCAGCCGGAAGUGGUUCCACGAAAGCCAACGCCGCCGCCCCCCAGGAAGAAAUCCCAGGAAAAGAAGUCCAGUCUGAAGAGAGCCUUGUCCCUCAAGAGGCUUGCCCCCGAGGAACCCAAGAAAGUGGGCGCAGCCACUGCCUUUGGCCCAGAAACCCGGCCCAAGAGGCCCAGCUUCCUACCCCUGUGUAUCAGCAGCCAGCGACCUUCCACCGCCAGCAUCCACGACUCAGAGGAGCCUGGAUUCCAGGAGGUCCUGUCUGUAGACGGUGCGUGCUCACAUCCCUCUGAACUUCACACCCCAGCUGACGGUCGUGGACCCACGGAGAAGCCGCGGAGGGACAGAGCCUGGGAAUCCAGAGAAUUCAGGCGGAAGAUCCUGGCCCUACUCCAAAAUGCAGAGGAACAGAAGGGAGAGGAGCAAGCUCAAGUCCAGGAGGCAGAGGAGGCUGGAGAAAACCCUGCCCCAGCCUGCAAGGUGAAGUCACAUGGGAAGAAGUCCAACCUCCGACGGGCCUUUUCCCUCAGGAAACAUGGCUCCAAGGAUCCCAGGAGGACAGAGGCCUCGGGGUCUCCGGGUGCUGCCAGCCCGGAGGCCCGGCCACCCAAACGGCACAGCUUCCUGCCUAUGUGUGUCAGUGGUCACAGAGCUUCCAUCUCCAGCGGCCCAGAAGACCUGGAGUUCCAGAAGCUGGAGGCUGCAGGAGGAGAACCAGCUGGGUCCCCAGAAGUGCCUGUCCAGGCCAGAAGCCACACACCAGAUGAGCAGCCUCUACCAGAGGGAGCCUGGGAAUCCAAGGACUCCGUCAUCCAUAAGUUGGUGGAAGGUCUCCAGGAGGUGGACAGCGAGCUAGGGAGGCAGAUCCGGCAGUACCCCAGCUUCAGGAAUUUUUUUAAUGAGUUCUCGGAUGCCUCCCUCAGGAAGCUGGUGGCCACCUUAGACAGACAGAGGGCCCGCCUCUUGGAGGAGGACAGGAGCCUGGUCAGCAGACCCCCGCCGUGCGCCUUUGGCUCACUCAACAAGUUUGCCGCCAACCACAGCUGUGCCAUCUGCACCCUCAUGCAGUCCAGAGGCCAGUACAGGGGGCACAGCUAUGCCCACUUCCUGUCCAGGAAGGCCCAGCAGAACAUCACGAGUCCGGCUGGUCAGAGUCCAGACUGAAGGCCGCCGCCGCCGCCGCCACAUCUCACACCCAAGUUCUGCCGGACUAGCCAGCAGCCAGCAGCUUUGGCACGGAGACCCCGAAGACACGCAGGACGGCCUGGUCUGUGCUUCCCAAACACGCCUGGAGACGAGCGUGGACAAUGAUGCCCUGCGCAUUCGGCGCUGUCUGGGGAUGCUUUUCUUCCUGGAAGCUGGACCAGAGGCCAACUGGGGGUGGGGACUGGGUUGGGGUUAGGAGAGCGGGCUCCGUCCACUGAACCUGAGGCGAGGUCUCACCUCUGCAUCUCUCCAUCCCACUGUCAUGACGGCUGACUGACACCUGCCAGAUCCAGCUUCCAAUGAGUAUUAUCUAGGGUGUGUGUGUGUGUGUCUGUGUCUGUGUGUCUGUGUCUUUGGGGGUGGGGGCUGUGUGGGUAUAGGUCAGAGGUCAACUUCGGUUGAACCUCCUCCAGUUCUAACUACCUUGUUUUUUGAGAGAGGGUCUGUCACUGGCCUGGGACUCACCAAGUGGGUUUAUGUAAUGUUGAGAGUCCAGGGAUCCGCCUGUUUCUGCCGCUCCAUUGCUGACAUCACAAACCACCACACCCCACCAUAAAUGAGUCUUUGUUUUGAAAAAUAGUUUUUUUCAAUUCGGUCUCCAACUCAAAAAAACACACAUGCAUUCAACAGCUGAGUCUCUGCCACACGUCACUUACUCAGUUGGCCAAAUAGUGUUUAAUGCUAGUGGAUUCAUGAGACCCCUGGGAACUCUGUAGACCCUAACAGGAGCCUGGGGUGAUCUAUGGAUUGGGGGAACCCCUGAUCUCCCAGAAUCCUAUUAGCCUUGUGAAGAUUCUGAAAGUUAUCUAGUGUUAUGUCUAUAAUUAUUUUAUUGUAUUGAGACAUGGUCUCAAUAUGUAGCUCAGGCUAGCUUCUCGAGUACAGUGAGUACAGAUGUGUGCUAUACCUGGGCUACUUUAUCAGGGUCUCAUCCGAAGUCGGAGGGCUUCCAGCUGGGCUGCCCCAGAUGGCGGCACAGGUGUGCACUGCUCCAGAGCCUCAUGCCUAGGACAUGCAGUCUUUGUCCUGCCCUUCUGCACACUGUGGACGUGAUGGCACGCUCCCCACUGAUGGCUGUGAAGUGUCUCCAGAUGGCUCCCUCUUGUGGGUGUGUCUAUUUGCACAACUGUGAGGUGUGGGUGCAAAAGGCCCUGCCUUCCACCCAGCUGGCCAGUGACUCAGAUGGGCAGUUUCUCACAUGUCCGUACUCACACUUAGGCGAUAAGGCCACUGACUCCCUGGGCCGGUGGCAGGAAGGCGGGGACCGUGGGGGAGGGUAUUAGAGCCUAGAUGGCAGACCGAGUCUUGUUAUCCUUGGAGACUAUCGGUGGUCACGUCAGGCUCAUGGCAGGCACUAUGGGUGAAAGACAGAAUGAGGGUAGGCAGGCCUGGGCUCUCAGGUGGGACCAGCUUCAGCCUGAGGCAUCCUUUCAGGAAGUUCAACUAAAAUCGUCCUUUUUUUUUUUUUUUUUUUAAUUGCUUCAAGGUGUUUUUAUUGGCACUUGGUGACCUCCUUAUAGGUUUAUUUUAGGCAGUAUUCAGGGAUGUGUCACUGACGUGCAAGAACUAAGUUUUGAGAUGAGGGUCAGGAACCUUCUGUACAUAAUUUAUUUUUCUUUAUUAUUUUUAUCAGUAAGACAAUCAGUGUCAUACAUAGUCCAGGCUGGCCUUGAACUUGAGGCAGUCCUGCUCUGCCUAACAAUAGCUGGGAUUACAGGAAUAUGCCACUACAUCCAACUGUACCAUUUCUUUUAUUUAAAGAUUUUGUUUUCAUUUUAAAUUAUGUGUGUGUGGGUUCGUGUACAUGAGUGCAGUGCCCACAGGGGCCAGAAGAGGGCACUGUAUCUCAUGGAGCUGGAGUUGCGGUGGUUGUGAGCAGCUCACAUUGAAACACUGAGUCAUUUCCAAACUUUGGACAUAGUUUCUUAUCAGUGAGGACCUUCCGGGUGGUAGAGUUUUAGGUAUGAGUUCCAGAUGCUGGCAUCCAAGUCUCGUUUUUGUACGUGUUGUUUGAACCAAUAAAGAUGCUGACUUUC
Peromyscus californicus insignis is the source of this 8081-nucleotide messenger RNA. RefSeq names its product BCL2 interacting protein 5 (gene Bnip5). The coding region runs from base 3694 to 6003 and encodes 769 amino acids. Lineage: Eukaryota; Metazoa; Chordata; Mammalia; Rodentia; Cricetidae. The transcript is spliced from 11 exons. The record is from RefSeq and is a predicted model, not a curated record.